UCGUUAUCGAACAUGGCUGUUAAUAAUUGUUUAUGUUUGUUACGGCUGUGAGUGUCUUGUGUAAUAGCGGUCGCGUAUAAAUCAUGAAUGGAUAUUUCGCAUAAAGUUUGAGGAAUAAAUAUCUGACUAUUUUACUACAUCUUUGGGAAAUGUCAGAGAAGUAUUCACUGAACGGGCGGGAGUAUCCCCUCGAAAACUACGGGGCUGUGAAACGCAAACACGAGGACAAAGUGCGCAUCAUACCCGAGGACAAUAGUUCCACCACCUCGGAGGGAGGUGUACAGAUUGAGACCCAGUCACACACACGCCUCUCAGAAGAUAAAGACUGCUACUUCCAAGAUGGCAAAAGGAAGAUUGAUUUCAUGCUGGUCUAUGAGGAAGACAUAGUUGAGCUGAAGUCUCUGGAGACUCAGAAGGGGUCCACGGAUCACAAGCGGUACAAGUUCCUGGAGAGUCUGCGCAAGGCUGGACUGGAGAUGGAGGAGGAGCGUGUUGACAUGGAGAGCAAGGCCAUCACCUAUGUGAAGUUGUACGCCCCCUGGGACGUCUGCUGUUUCUAUGCUGAGGACUUGUGUAUGAGAGCACCCCUACAGGCGCACCCAAACCCAUCUUCCAACUGGUCAGACUCGAUUUUGAAGACACUCCACAUCCCCAACAUGAUGCAUGUGGAGGUGCCCAACAAACCACUUGACUUCUACACAUGCCCCUUUAAAAAGUCCAAACUCAACAGGUUUCUGGGCAGCAACAAUCAUGAGACAUAUUUCUCAUCCACUCAGAGGAGCCGUAUAGUGUGGGAAAUACUUACUACAGCAGCGUUUGGCAAGAGAAAGCGAGCUGAGAUAGGGGUAGAGCGGCUCAUAGAGGAGGGAGUGUAUUCUGCCGCCUAUCCUUUGCAUGACGGCCCGCAUGAGAUGCCCAAGUACUGCAAGCUAGAGCCAGAGGCCCUCAACCCGCGCCAGGUCCUGUACCACUACUGGGCGUCCUGGGGCACCUGGUACCGAUAUCAACCCCUUGACCACAUCCGAGAAUACUUCGGAGAGAAAAUAGGCAUAUACUUUGCAUGGCUCGGUUUCUACACAGCGUGGUUGCUACCAGCAUCCCUGGUUGGCAUAUUUGUGUUCCUGUAUGGAGUGUUCACCAUCAAUGACAAUACACCUGCUAACGAGGUGUGUUCAUCCAACCAGACCUACCAGAUGUGUCCACUCUGUGAUGAGAACAUCGGCUGCCCAUAUUGGUUCCUGUCUGACGUCUGUAUGUACAUCAGGGCUGCAUACCUGUUUGACCAUCCGGGAACCGUCUUCUACUCAAUAUUUGUGUCCUUCUGGGCUGUGACAUUUCUGGAGUACUGGAAACGUAAGAAUGCGAGCCUAGCCCAUCACUGGGACGUGUCAGACUAUGAGGAGGAAGAGGAGCGACCGCGUCCUGAGUACGCAGCCAAGGCUCCCACAUACGAGGAGAACCCGAUCACCCGUGUCAAGGAGCCGUACUUUCCACCACGCAAACGCCUUCCCAGAAUCCUGUCUGGAAUUGCUGUCAUUAUCAUCAUGAUGACUCUAGUGAUGAUAUUCAUCGUCGCAGUGAUCAUGUACAGAGUGCUGGUCAGCAUACCACUUUUUCAACACGCUAGCACACGUCCACGGGCCCAGCUAAUAGCCUCUUUCUCGUCGGCUAUCGUCAACCUUUUAUGCAUUAUGGCCCUGGGGCGAGUGUAUGAAAAACUGGCAUUGAAAAUGACACAAUGGGAGAUGCACCGUACCCAGACAGAGUUUGAAGACCAGCUGACCUUCAAGGUGUUCCUCUUCCAGUUUGUCAACUUCUACUCAUCCAUCAUCUACAUAGCUUUCUUCAAGGGAAAGUUUGUUGGUUACCCUGGCCACUACACUACAUUCUUUGGCCUGAGGAGUGAGGAUUGUAACAAUGGGGGCUGCCUGGUGGAGUUAGCCCAACAGUUGGCAGUCAUUAUGAUUGGCAAGCAAAUGAUCAACAACGCACAGGAAAUCAUCGUACCGAAGGUGAAGGCAUUCUUUCAUCGUAUGAAGAUCAAGGUGGACAAAUCUCGCGUCCAGUCACGUUGGGAGGAAGAUUACCAGCUGAUAGAGAAUGAGGGACUGUUUGCAGAGUACCUUGAAAUGGUUUUGCAGUUUGGGUUCAUUACAAUCUUUGUGGCAGCCUUUCCGUUGGCUCCCUUGUUUGCUCUCCUCAAUAACUGGGUGGAGAUACGACUCGAUGCCCAAAAGUUUGUCAGUGAAACCCGCAGACCGGUGGCUGACCGAGCGCAGGACAUUGGUGUCUGGUUCUCCAUUAUGGAUGGACUGGCUCAGAUAGCUGUCAUUAGUAAUGCAUUCUUGAUUGCAUUUACAUCAGAGUUCCUACCUAGAUUGCUCUACCAGUAUCAGUAUAACUGGAACCUGGAGGGGUACACAAACUUCACACUGGCAAUGGCCCCUAAUGGGACCCUCAGUCAGCCAUGCAGGUACAAGGGAUUCCGAGACAAUGAAGGCAACUACACCAUGUUUUUCUGGCAUUUAUUGGCUGUCCGUCUUGCCUUCGUCAUCGCUUUUGAGCACGUGGUGUUUGGUAUCUGCCGCCUGAUUGACAUCCUGGUUCCCGAUGUCCCAGAAAGCCUCUCUCUGAAGAUCAAACGUGAGCGCUACCUCGCCAAACAAGCACUAGCUGACACGGACACCAUCAUGCAGAUGCCGGGGGCUUAUAGCUGCUACUGGGCUAUCAGUUUGUUUGUAAUGUUUUAA
Messenger RNA from Dreissena polymorpha, 2750 nucleotides. Its product is annotated as anoctamin-7-like. The transcript is spliced from 22 exons. Gene Ontology annotation, molecular function: chloride channel activity; protein dimerization activity. Lineage: Eukaryota; Metazoa; Mollusca; Bivalvia; Myida; Dreissenidae. The record is from RefSeq and is a predicted model, not a curated record. Gene Ontology annotation, biological process: chloride transmembrane transport. Bases 150 to 2750 code for a protein of 866 amino acids. Gene Ontology annotation, cellular component: plasma membrane.